Molecule: messenger RNA, 2915 nt
Organism: Cavia porcellus (domestic guinea pig)
Lineage: Eukaryota; Metazoa; Chordata; Mammalia; Rodentia; Caviidae
Gene: Vps4b
Product: vacuolar protein sorting 4 homolog B
Exons: 11
Coding region: 248-1582 (444 amino acids)
Biological process (GO): vacuole organization; endosomal transport
Molecular function (GO): ATP binding; ATP hydrolysis activity
Source: RefSeq, a predicted model, not a curated record
UUCUCUUGCCAGAGGCGGUACCAGAGCCCGGAGGGGCUCGGAGUUGCGGAAGUUUUAUGAGGAGGGUCGAACGGCUGGUGGAGUGCUGUGUUGUUUCGCGUUUUUCAUUACGGAGGUGGUGGUUUGAGAUCUGAAAGACAAUAGUUUCCCGAUUUUGCGACAGCAACCCUGGGAGCGACUCGACGUUGCUGCUGUUGGCUCUUCUCGCCCCUCGUUCGUCCCCAGGGAACCGUCUCGGAUUUCCACCAUGGCAUCCACUGGGUCCAACCUCCAGAAAGCAAUAGAUCUUGCUAACAAAGCAGCACAAGAAGACAAAGCUGGGAAUUAUGAGGAAGCCCUUCAACUCUACCAACAUGCUGUACAGUAUUUUCUUCAUGUAGUUAAAUAUGAAGCACAGGGUGAUAAAGCCAAGCAAAGUAUCAGAGUAAAGUGUACAGAAUAUCUUGAUAGAGCAGAAAAACUAAAGGAAUAUCUGAAGAAAAGAGAGAAAACUCCACAAAAGCCAGUGAAAGAGGGACAGCCAAGUCCAGCUGAUGAAAAGGGGAAUGACAGUGAUGGGGAAGGAGAAUCUGAUGAUCCUGAAAAAAAGAAACUACAGAAUCAACUUCAAGGUGCCAUUGUUAUCGAGCGACCAAACGUGAAAUGGAGUGAUGUUGCCGGUCUCGAAGGAGCCAAAGAAGCUCUUAAAGAGGCUGUGAUUUUGCCCAUUAAAUUUCCCCAUCUUUUUACAGGCAAGAGGACACCUUGGAGAGGAAUUCUAUUGUUUGGGCCACCUGGAACAGGAAAAUCCUAUUUAGCCAAAGCUGUAGCAACAGAAGCGAACAACUCAACGUUUUUUUCAAUAUCCUCCUCUGACCUUGUUUCUAAGUGGCUCGGUGAAAGUGAGAAACUUGUUAAGAAUUUAUUUCAGCUUGCCAGGGAAAACAAGCCUUCCAUUAUCUUCAUUGAUGAAAUUGAUUCUCUGUGUGGUUCAAGAAGUGAAAAUGAAAGUGAAGCUGCGCGCAGAAUUAAAACAGAGUUUCUUGUGCAAAUGCAAGGGGUUGGUGUGGACAAUGAUGGAAUUCUGGUUCUGGGUGCUACAAACAUACCCUGGGUUCUGGAUUCUGCCAUUAGGCGGAGAUUUGAGAAGCGAAUCUACAUUCCUUUGCCUGAAGCCCAUGCCCGAGCAGCAAUGUUUAAACUACACUUGGGAACCACUCAGAACAGUUUGACAGACACAGACUUCAGAGAACUUGGGAAGAAAACUCAUGGUUAUUCAGGAGCAGAUAUAAGUAUCAUUGUUCGUGAUGCACUUAUGCAGCCUGUUAGAAAAGUACAAUCGGCUACUCACUUCAAAAGGGUUCGUGGACCUUCCCGAGCUGACCCCAGCAACAUUGUGGAUGAUCUGCUGACACCCUGCUCUCCAGGGGAAGUUGGUGCCAUUGAAAUGACAUGGAUGGAUGUCCCUGGAGAUAAACUUUUGGAACCAGUUGUUUCCAUGUCGGAUAUGUUGCGGUCACUGUCUAGCACAAAACCCACAGUCAAUGAACACGACUUACUGAAAUUAAAGAAGUUUACAGAAGAUUUUGGCCAAGAAGGCUAAACCAAAGACAACAGGAAAGGUGUUUGUAUUCCUUUCACAGAUAUUUAUGCCUUUCUUGGAUGGCAUUCAGAUUAUUUCCAGUAAAACUCUUAUCACACAGAGAAAAAUACAUCUGUUUCCAGAGUUUCUUUAAGUUUCAUACUAUACUUUGCCUCUAUCACAAUACUUGUUUGCUGCUGAUAACAAAAAUUGUAAAAUAAUGGGUUAUAACGAAAUGGGCAGAAUGUGAAUGGCAUAAAAAAUAGAAAUUACCCAGUGAAAAGAGUAUUAGACAUUGACCUACAAAUACUUAAAGAGUUUUUAUGACUGGUGGUCUUUGCAGUCUUUUAUCUUUUUUUCCCAAAAUGAAAUAGGGCUUUAUAUUUUAAAAUAACUAUAGACAUUCUUAAUGUGAAAUUUAUUUUGUUUAUUAAAAAGUUUAAAAUGAUAGAAUCUUUAUCUCAGGGAUGGGCAAUAAAACAAAGAGCACUGCUGUGAUUGGUUUGAAUUAUGUUAUAGCCAGUGCUUUUACUGAUUUUUAAUAAGUUGACUUUUUUUUCCUAUGUAACAGUUUCUUUAAAGGCAGCAAGCUUUCAUACUUAACUGAAUGAAUUUUCCACUGUGCAGUCUCAAGAAAGACUUUCUAUAUUAGGAAUUGUCUUUACCUUGAAAUAGAAAAUUAUCUAUUUCAAUGUCUUUUUGUAAAGAUUGACCAAAACAGGUGAUGCAUAAGUAUGAAUUUUUAAAGUAACUAUCAUGAAAUACUGUAAUGGGAACCUUUGCUAAUAAGAAAAUGGCCUCCCUUUGGAUAAUGGGACGUUCCCUGUGUGUUGAGGGGGUAUGUGUGUACAUAUAUAUACAUAUAUAUAUAUAUAUAUAUAAAUUUGUUUUUAAUAGAGGAUAGCAAAGGUCUUGACUUUCUCCUUUUAAGUUCAGGGAAUUUUGUCCUGGUCACAUAUAUGUGAUAAAUGUAAUACUUUAUGAAGCUUUAGAAAUCAACUGAUGUCUCAUUAAAUAAUAAAAUAUAAACAUGAAUUGUUAUUUUAACUUCUUCAAAUAAAUAAUCUGAGAAUGUGUGUUACACAUUUGAGCAUCAACACUAAAUUGUGCCUUGUCCAUUUGCAUUGGCUAAACAUGCAAAAGAUUAAGUUAUCUAGAAUGAGGUGAAAUCCUUGAUUACUAGAAAAUUCUACCUUACCAGAUAUAUCCAGUAACUCACAUUUUAAAGUAUAUUUGCACAUUUUACAUAUUAUGCUGUAUGAUUGCCUUUGGAUUUUCUGUACAGAUUGUUUUGUUGAUAAUAAAUGAAAAUCACCGGCUUGAAAUAUAUGUGAAGUAAAUUGGUGUAACCUAC